AACUCCAAACUUCCCAAUCGCCUCCUCCUCCUCCUCCUCCGCCGCCGCGAUUUGUCAAUCUCCUGUCAGGGAAUAAUCGUUUGCCAUAUCCCUUCAUUCGCGAGCGUGGAAAAUGAGAUCCAUGCCUGGGGGUUUGACUGCCGCUGCUUCGGCGGCAAGUCUCCGUCCUUCGGUGGCGCCUGCAAACCUCCCUCUCGUCUCUGCAUUGCUUGCCUGUGCUAUCGCUCAGUUUCUCAAACCUUUCACUACCUGGUUGAAGGAUAAAAAAUGGGAUUCUACAAGGAUGCUUGGGUCAGGCGGAAUGCCGUCAUCACAUUCUGCAACUGUUACAGCUCUUGCAACAGCUAUUGGGUUGGAAGAGGGAGGAGGGGCCUCUUCAUUCGCUAUUGCAGUGGUCUUGGCAUGUGUUGUGAUGUAUGACGCGACCGGUAUCAGACUUCAUGCAGGUCGACAAGCUGAGUUAUUAAAUCAAAUUGUGUGUGGGUUGCCUCCCGAGCAUCCUGUUGCUAAUGUUAGACCACUUCGAGAUUCACUCGGUCACACUCCGCUUCAGGUUGCAGCCGGUGCUCUACUCGGAUGUUUGGUAGCGUUUCUCUUGAGAAGCACCACGUGAAGAUUUUGACCUUUGAUGGAUGUAGUUUGUUUGCGUAUAGCUUGAAAAAAAAAAAAAAAGAUGUGAAAAAGAUAGAUUAUUGACGAUGGAAGUAUGAUUUGUGUUCAGCUGCUGGUGAUGACAAACUAUUUUGUUCCCAGCAGGAUAUUCAUUUGAAGUCCACUUUGUGAAACUUUGUAUAAUUGUCUGUAAGCUAAACAAACAUUCUCUCCAGUGUGCUCUUGCCUACACGUCCAAGUCAUCAAGCUUCUCUAUUUCAAUUACUGCGUGAGCUAGUUUUGCUUUUAUAACAGGUGCAGAAUUUCUAAAUAGCUGGUUAGAUUAGAUCAUCAUAAUUUUUGGGGUGGAGUUUUCAUAUCCCGCCUGCUCAAAUUCUACUACAUAUUCUGAAAAUACUUUGUUAUUUUUUUAUUUUUUUUCAUGGCUUAUGUUUGCAGAGACAAUUCCUCAUUUGGAUCUCCGUGUCUUUUUCUCAGCGCUCGAACAUGGGACUUUGAGUAUUGGCACUAAUAUUAAUCUAGG
Molecule: messenger RNA, 1135 nt
Organism: Striga asiatica
Lineage: Eukaryota; Viridiplantae; Streptophyta; Magnoliopsida; Lamiales; Orobanchaceae
Source: the annotation of a GenBank genome assembly